Molecule: messenger RNA, 1068 nt
Organism: Striga hermonthica
Lineage: Eukaryota; Viridiplantae; Streptophyta; Magnoliopsida; Lamiales; Orobanchaceae
Source: the annotation of a GenBank genome assembly
AUGGCGAGGUGGGCAGCUGCAGAAUGGGAUGAUUGGAAACAAACCCAACAAGGCAACAACAAAAACGACGCUCCACCAUCGACGACUCCAGCUGGACUCGUUGCGCCUUCUCAUUGCCCUUGCGAGGCACAAGGGGUGGGAGGUACACCACAUGGACGUCAAAUCAGCAUUCUUGAAAGGCGGUCUACAGAGGGAGUCUACAUCAAGCAGUCGGCUAACUUCGUCAUUACCGGCAAGGAGAACAAGGUGCUCAAGCUUUGGAUGUAUGGUCUACAUCAAGACCUGUGGGCCUGGAAUGUAAAGCUGAACACCACGCUGAUGUUGCUCGGCUUCAAGAGGAGCACGUCGGAGCACAUCAUACACAUCAGGCAGAACGACGAAUCGAAACUGAUGGUUGGGGUCUACGUCGAUGUUCUCGUGAUCACCCGCUCGAGCUGUAGCGACAUCAAGUCAUUCAAGAUGGAGAUGGCAACCACGCAAGAUUCUGGAGAAGAGGGUCAUGGCUGGUGCAGUCCAUGCUAUGUGCCUAUGGAGGCACGACUAAUAUUGAGAAAAUUUAGCUCAGAGUUCGCAGUCGACCAGACGGGGUACAAGAGCAUCGUCAGGAGCUUAAGUGUGGCCCAUUCGGGUUCGGCAAUAGCCCCAAAAUUCUUGGUCGAGGGACAGGUUUACUGCGAAGUUUGCCGCACCAACUUCAUCAACAAACUUAGUGAGCCCAUGCCAGGGGCGAGCGUGCGGCUGCAGUGUAGAGGGGAGGAGGAGGGCAACAUUACGUACAGCCAAGAAGGGGUGACUGAUGAUGAGGGAAUGUACCACCUAACUGUGGAAGGUGACCAUGGGGAAGAAGAGUGUGCGGUGACUCUUUUCAAGAGCAGCAGAGCCGACUGCAGCGAGGUCCCGGAUGAGGGGUGGGCCACAAGGCCCUCUUCCAAAGUCAUCCUCACAAGAAACAGUGGUUUUCACGAUGAUACUCGUCAUGCCAACCCAAUAGCCUUCACCACAAAAAAAGCGGCGCCAAAAUGUGGCCAUCUCUUGAAAGAGCUCCAAAUUAUGCCCAAUGAGCUUUAA